Molecule: messenger RNA, 2427 nt
Organism: Candida albicans SC5314
Lineage: Eukaryota; Fungi; Ascomycota; Pichiomycetes; Serinales; Debaryomycetaceae
Gene: FLC1
Product: putative flavin adenine dinucleotide transporter
Exons: 1
Coding region: 1-2427 (808 amino acids)
Biological process (GO): transmembrane transport; fungal-type cell wall biogenesis
Source: RefSeq, a predicted model, not a curated record
AUGCUAUCGUCUGUGUUUUUUUCAAUAUUAACAUUACUACUUUCUUGCUUUGUAUCAACUACUGAAGCCAGAAGGAAGCUUUCGGCUACUUCUUUAGUCACAUGUAUGGAUAAUUCACAAAUUUCUCCUAGUUAUUUCAAUGUUACAUUCAAUCCCGAUGAUAGAUCUUUAAGGUAUGCCCUUGAUUUAACUACUUCAAUUAGUGCAUAUAUUACUGCUCACGUUCAAGUUUAUGCUUAUGGGUUUUUAAUUAUUGAAAAAGAUAUAAAUGUUUGUUCCUUGGGUUGGAAACAAUUUUGUCCAAUUUUCCCUGGUGCUUUACAAAUUGAUUCUGUUCAAUAUAUUAGUUCGGAAUACACUAAACAAAUCCCUGGUAUUGCUUAUCAAGUGCCCGAUAUUGAUGCUGUGGUAAAACUUGUUGUUAAAGAAAGAGAUUCAGGUGAUACAUUAUCUUGUUUACAAGCCAAUUUUUCCAAUGGUAAAACUAUUAGUCAAACCGGAGUUAAAUGGGCCACCGCAUGUAUUGCUGGUUUAGGAUUGAUUGUGGCUGCUAUGUUGUCUACUUUUGGAAAUUCUAAUGCUGCUUCCCACAUUUCGGCUAAUUCAUUAUCACUUUUCCUUUAUUUCCAAAGUGUUGUUGUUGUUUCAAUGCAAGCAGUUGAAAGAGUCCCACCAAUUGCCAGUGCUUGGUCAGAAAAUUUAGCUUGGUCAAUGGGAUUAAUUCGUAUUCAAUUUAUGCAAAAUAUUUUCCGUUGGUAUAUUCAACUGACUGGAGGUUCACCAACAACAUAUUUUAUUUCGUCAACCAAACAAGUUUUAGUACAAAAACACAAGAGAUCUUUAGAUUAUGUUGCUGGUGUGGCUAAAAGAUCUUUAGAAUAUGCUUUACGUUCACAUAGUAAUUUAUAUGUGUUGCGUGGUAUUAAAAGAAUUGGGUAUAAUUCCAAAAUUGAACCAACAUCUAUUGUUGCCACUGGAUACACUUGGUUUGUGUUAAUUGGAUAUUUAUUAGUGGUAUUAUUGGUAUUGGUGAAAUCAGUGAUUAUAUUAUUAACUCGUGCCAAAAAAAUUAAUCCAAGAACUUUUAAUUCCUUCCGUGGAAGUUUCCCCAAUUUAAUUAAAGGAUCUCUUUUAAGAUAUAUUGCCAUUGGAUCGACUCAAUUGAUAAUAUUUUCCUUAUGGGAAUUCACUCAAAAUGAUUCACCGGCUAUGGUUGUUUUAGCAGUGUUAUUUGUAUUAUUAUUAUUGGGGGUGUUGGGAUGGUCAUAUUUCAAUGUUAUGAAAAUUGGAAGACAAUCCAUUAGAACUUAUAAUAAUCCCGCAGCAUUAUUAUAUGGUGAUAAUAAAGUAUUACAAAAAUGGGGGUUCUGUUAUACAAUGUUUCACGCCAACAAAUAUUGGUUUGGUGUUGUACUCAUGGGAUAUAAUGUUUUCAAAGCAUUAUUUAUUGCUUUUUGUCAAGAUGCCGGUAAAGUUUCUGUUUUACCGAUUUUUGUUGCUGAUUUAGCUUAUACAAUUUAUUUGAUUUGGACGGGACCUUAUUUGAAUAAACCAACAAAUGUUAUCAAUUAUAUGAUGUCAAUUGUCACCACCAUUAAUUCAUUUUUAUUUUUAUUUUUCUCUGAUUUAUUUGGUCAACCAGCUCCUGUGGCAUCUAUUAUGGGAUGGGUAUUUUUCAUUUUAAAUGCUGCCUUUUCAUUGAUUUUAUUGAUUUUGGUCAUUGUAUUUGUAUUAUUAUCAGUAAUGUCGAAGAAUCCUGAUGCUAGAUUUGCUCCUGCUAAAGAUGAUAGAUUUUCAUUCCAAAGAAAAUCUUCAAUCAAACACAAGAGUUUAACUGAAAAAACUGGAUUUAGUAAUACAAAUGGAGGUCACGGUGGCGUUGGUGGUGGUGAUGAAGAAUUGACAGCAUUAGGAGUAGCAGCACAAGAUCAUUCAGCUGAUUGGGAAUCACAAAUGUACAAACUUAAUGAUUUAUCAUUAGAUGAAGAAGAUGAUUCAAGAACAAAUCAAGAUUUUGUCAGACCAGAUAAAACUCGUGAACUAACAUCAGAUUAUGAUGAUGACACUAGUUUCACUAAUGAAGAUAAUACUCGUGUUGUCAAUAAUGAAGAAGAUAAGAAUAAAAAAUUGGCUGAAAAAUGGAAAUCAAAAAUAUCUAGAAAAUUGUCGAAAAAGAAAUCACUAAAAGAUAAAAACAAUAAUACUCCCACCACUACUAAUAAUAACAUAACUACAGUAAGAAGAUUGAGUGAUACAUUGCUUAAUGAUGAAAGAGAUUCAAAUGAGAAACGUGAAGAAAAUGAUGAAUUGUCACCAAUAACACAUCCUUAUAAUCAAUCAACAUCAUUUAAUAAUCAUAAACGUGAACAUUCUACAACUUCAACUAUAUCAAAUAACAACCCAACCCACACCAAAGGAUUUAUAUAA